Molecule: messenger RNA, 624 nt
Organism: Mytilus californianus (California mussel)
Lineage: Eukaryota; Metazoa; Mollusca; Bivalvia; Mytilida; Mytilidae
Product: serine/threonine-protein kinase atg1-like
Exons: 2
Coding region: 1-624 (207 amino acids)
Source: RefSeq, a predicted model, not a curated record
AUGGAUGUCAGACCACACUUCUCAGAGUCAUAUAAUAAUAAAACCACAGCAUAUAACAUUGGAACCACAGCAUAUAACAACAGAACCACAGCAUAUAACAAUAGAACCACGGCAUAUAACAUUAGAACCACAGCAUAUAACAUAAGAACCACAGCAUAUAACAAUAGAACCACAGCAUAUAACAAUAGAACCACAGCAUAUAACAAUAGAAACACAGCAUAUAACAAUAAAACCACAGCAUAUAACAAUAUAAACACAGCAUAUAAUAAUAGAACCACAGCAUAUAACAUUAGAACGUCAGCAUAUAACAAUAGAACCACAGCAUAUAACAAUAAAACCACAGCAUAUAACAAUAGAACCACAGCAUAUAACAAUAAAACCACAGCAUAUAACAAUAUAAACACAGCAUAUAAUAAUAGAACCACAGUAUAUAACAUUAGAACCACAGCAUAUAACAUUAGAACCACAGCAUAUAACAAUAGAAUCACAGCAUAUAACAAAAGAACCACAGCAUAUAACAUUAGAACCACAGCAUAUAACAAUAGAACCACAGCAUAUAACAAUAGAACCACAGCAUAUAACAAUAUUAUUAAGCAACGAUUUGUUGUAUUGAAAUAUAUUUAA